AUGCCAGUGAAGACACAAGCUCACUCAAAUGACCUAUCUAAUACUCGAAAAAGCGACUAUGAGAAAGCAACUUUAAUAGAUCUACGAGUGGCUCCUUUUCCCUAUGUACCCGAUUCGGUCGGUGAUCAAUACAAAAGUCUCUUUCAAUUUAUCAUUGAUGAAUUUCAAUCUAUUCAUCCGAAUAUUCGCUUACAUCUGCGACCAUUCAAUAUUAGUGAUGGCUUCUAUGCAAUGUCAACUCUCACUCAAUGGUUAGGAAGUAAUGGUCCUGAAUAUGACGUAGUGGAAGUCGAUACUGUCAUGUUAGGCGACCUGGUUAAUGCUGGUCUAAUAGCACCACAACGUCCCACGUUAAAGCAAGUCUUUGAUUGGCAUUCCGCUGCUGCUACUUCUAUUGAAUUUAAUCAGGCGGCCUAUGCUUAUCCUCAUCUAAUGUGUGCUACGUUUCUCUUUACACGUGACGACAAGACUGCCCAAGUGAGCACGAUUGAUCAGUUAAUCGAUGUAUUAGGUAGUAAAGCCACUGUAAAUUAUCGUCUAGUGGGAAAUUUAGAUUCAAGUUGGGUAUUGCCUUCUCGAUUAAUACAUUGUUUUCAAGAUAGUAACGAUCCACAAUCGAACAAUGCGGCAUUUGCUCUUCACGGUUAUGAACACAGUUCCUUCGAAUGUGUGCGCAAACUAGCUCGACUUUGUGAUCGAAUAAGAGGAGAAAAUCAUUGCCUUGAUGGAACAUUCGAUCAAAAUUCAGAUAUGCCAGCCUUGUUAUUUGCUAACAAGCAAGCCGAUAGUAUGUUCGCAUAUUCUGAACAACUGUCUACUAUUCUCAAAAAUGGAGCUCAUGAUGACUAUAACAAGAUCAAACUGAUUCCAUUUCCUGCUGGUACAUUGCACAAUCAACCGUUAUUUGCUGUCGAUGCUUAUGUAUUCCGACGAAAUAUGUCUGACGACGUGCUUAAUGCUGCACAAGCAUUUGUCGAAUUCAUGGCUACACCUCGUAUGCAGGCAGCUGUGGUUGCUACUGGUGAUGAUACUAAUGGUUCUUCUGUACCUCGUUAUCUACUUCCGAUAUCAAAAAAGGCCUAUGACGAAUCACUAUUGAUACACAAUCGAUUUUACCAAGAUUUUUUCCGAAAUUUAACUGGAUAUCCUCUUCCUAACACUGGCUUUUUCAAUACACGGAAAGAAAUACAAAGAACUUUAUUGAACUAUAUUCAGUGA
This is a messenger RNA of Rotaria sp. Silwood2, 1218 nucleotides long. The record is from the annotation of a GenBank genome assembly. NCBI's taxonomy places the organism in Eukaryota, Metazoa, Rotifera, Eurotatoria, Philodinida, Philodinidae.